This is a messenger RNA of Bicyclus anynana (squinting bush brown), 6340 nucleotides long. RefSeq names its product homeotic protein empty spiracles-like. Lineage: Eukaryota; Metazoa; Arthropoda; Insecta; Lepidoptera; Nymphalidae. Bases 103 to 927 code for a protein of 274 amino acids. Gene Ontology annotation, molecular function: DNA binding; DNA-binding transcription factor activity, RNA polymerase II-specific. Gene Ontology annotation, biological process: neuron differentiation; central nervous system development; regulation of DNA-templated transcription. The record is from RefSeq and is a predicted model, not a curated record. The transcript has 3 exons.
UUCGGCCGCGCGCCGUCGUGGCGUAUGUAUCGCUUGCGCGAUGGAUUGUGAUUGUGACAUGUGGUAUUGAUUUGGUGUGUUUUUGUGACGUUGGAAAGAAGCAUGAUGCCUCUCGCACCGACGCCUGUCUUGGCGGUGCCUUCGAAGCCGAAGAUAGGAUUCAGUAUAGACAGUAUAGUGGGUGGUUCGGAGAGGCCGAAGCAUACGUCUCCUCCGUUGGCGAGUCCCGGGUCUCCUUCCCCAGUGGCGUCCCCUCGGAGUCCUUCGCCGAGGCCUUUGCUACGACCGAGCGCUCUACCAGCGGUGUUCCCGAGUCCUGAGAUAAAGAGGCUGCCUUACUUGGAUGCUCAGAGCCAUCACCACCAGUUCUUGGCGCAUUUCCAAGGUGCUGCUUUGGCUGCGGCCUUGGCACAUCAGCAGCAAGGCUUUGGGGGUCCGCUACCACCCCACCCGCCGCCGCACCCCGCUGCGCCGGUCCCCAGGGAGUCCUACCAGUUGUACCCGUGGCUCAUCAACAGGCAUGGGAGGAUUUUCCCUCACAGGUUUCCUGGGGGUCCAGACAUCCCUGGUUUCCUACUCCAACCCUUCAGGAAGCCGAAGAGGAUCCGGACCGCCUUCUCCCCCUCGCAACUCCUGAAGCUGGAGCAUGCCUUCGAGAAGAACCAUUACGUGGUGGGGGCGGAGAGGAAACAACUGGCUCAAGUGUUGAGCUUGACUGAGACACAGGUGAAAGUGUGGUUCCAAAACAGAAGAACGAAACACAAAAGAAUGCAGCAAGAAGAAGAAGCGAAAACUGGAACCAAAUCCGGAUCAUCGAGCUCUAAACCGGAAGACGGUCACCAGUUUAACAACUCGUACGAAGAAGAAGAUGAAGAACUAAUAGAUAUGGACAUGGAUGAGUUAAGUGAAAGUGAAAAUGAAACGUAAAAUGAACGUAAAGUGAACGUAAGUGAUAGGACACAUUAUCAAAGUGACAAAGGUUCGAGUGUAACUUUCAAGUGAACACUUUACACUAAAUAUGACUUAAAUUUACUCAAAUACAGAAAUAGAAUUUAAAAAAGCACAGCUGAACGAUUGGCAUUCAAUAAUUAUAUCCUCUAUGUUGAUAUUGGAGGAAUUAUAGCAAACCAACCGUAGAGUCAUAGACAAGGGAGACUAAGAUUUACGUCAAUUUAAGUAACAAGUUCAUUUGAAAGUGGAUUCUCGGAUCGCAAGGACGCUAUAAAGUGUAAAUAGUAUUGUAAUUUAGUAAAAUAGUGGAUUAUUUUAUUAUUUAUUUCUCGAAUCGACUAAAAAGAGUUUGUAUAAUAUGAUGCUAUAUUUGGAUGUUGGCAACAUUGGAUAAUUGAAUAUAACAUGACGGUUCUAAUCACUGAAUACAGAGCUACUCGUAUGACAUACAAUUAUAGUCGUAUUUGUCUAUUGGAAAGAAACGUUAAUAAGCAAAGUUAACAUAAGGUUAUAAAUCAAUAAUCAUCAGAAAAAUUUAUAAUAACGUGAAAGAAUUCGUAAGAUAAUUAUAAAUAGCCUGUAUGGUUAUCGAUCUUUGCCUGUAGGUAAAUAAUAAAUAAAUUAUUUGUUGGUUGCUGUAAAACUGGAGAAAUUAAUGAGUUAGAUUAUUAUAUUUAACAUUGCUCAUCUUUUAAGUUUAGGUUUUACACAAUAUUAAAAUAAUAAUUAUAGUAUUAAACUUCCAAUUUUUACUAUCGAUUCAGUUGUAGACCAAACCCCUGUAAGAUAUUUUGAACUAGCGACAAAGUACCAUAAAAUUAAAAAAAAAUGUGACACAAUUGUCAUGAAGCUAACUCAAAGAUUCCAAUUUAAAAUAAAAAAAAAAACCAUUACACCAGCAUUUGUUCGGUUAAUUUAUCUCAAUUCACAAAACGCCAUUAAUUAAAGUUAACCUAAACAAGCAACCGUGUCAUUAAAUUAACGGAGCGCGUUCCAAAAUGGCGUCGGGACAUUCUUGUUAGCGCGUCACGAAUUAUUAGGUAUCCAAAAUUGGCCGCAUUAUAAUAGUUUUGGGAUUAAAUUAAUUAAAAAAUGCCUCCUUUGAUGCCUUCCUAGUGAUGUGGGUAUAAUUAGACAGUUUGAUUUUAAACGCUGAUAGGCGGGUCUAUGGUUUCUAAACGAGGGCUGUCAACAUUGGAGCGAGAGGAGAGAUACACUUUCACCAUGCGUUAGAAGAGUGCAGGUUGUGUUUAUAGAGAUGGACAGCGAUUAUAAUACGUUGCUUGUGGGCCUAUUAUUAUUAAGAGAUGAUUUAGGGGUUAGGCCCUCCGUACACAAGGCGAUAAUUUUAGUAUCCGAUAUUAAUUGAAUGCAUGCUAAUGGAAUUAUGUAAUGUAAAAUGUCUGGUGUAUGUUACAAGAGCCGGGUGAUUUAAUUAAUAACUAAUAUGAGUGAGAAAAUAUUGUUAAAUAGUUAAAAAAAAUAUCAAAGAAGUUGUAAAAUCGUAAGAUCGAUUCUAUUGGCUGCAGCAGCAUUGUUGUGUUCACAGGCAUAUAGGCAUACGCUUCAGAUUGAUGUGCAAAGUGCGAAACUUUUUAGGUUAUGUUCCUUCCGUGCUCUGUGAAGUAUUGUUUACUUUACAGUCGAUGGUUUUCCACUUACCAUCAAGUGCGACAUCAGCUUGUGCUGUCAAUUAUUUAUAAAUGAAAAAAUUCACUGUGACACUGACGGACACACGAGGGCUUACUCAUCAUUCUGUUGUACUAACGUUGACACUACGAAAACAAAAAAAAUGUAUUGGAAUUACAUCCGAUUAAAAGAUUAAUUACGUGACCUAUCUACAAAUGUCAUCUCCACACAUUAGUUUUCGAAUCGUUAGUAGAAAAUAAGAGAAUUAAUUCCAAUUUUUUUGUACUGCUUUUUAAAGACCAUAAAAAAAUAUAUCGCUUACUCGUGUUGCCAUGUGUGUGAGAGCCCUUAGGCGUUAGACAUAUCUCGGGCACAGAUCUCGUUCAGUAAUUGGUCGGGCACAACAAAAUUGUUUUUAAACUGUUGCCGAUUGUUCUCCACGGCUAUUUGUCUACGCGCAUUCGGUUUAGAGAUUGAGAUCUCACAAGAUGUCCGUUUGCGAUCGGGUUCACGCUUCGGACGUUGUUGUAUGGUUGUUGUGAACGCUUUGUUGUUGUUGUUGUUGUAUUGAUCUUUGAGUGUGAUCGCUUCUGAGUCAUAGCUGUUGUAAAGGAUAUCUUUAUGUUCAAGAUUUGCAUUUAAAGAUCUAUUUGCUACUAGCAAACGCCCGCAACUUCGAUUUGAAAUUCAGUUUUUCAUAAAUUUUCCGAAAUUAAUAAUUUUUCGGCUUAAAAUGCUAUAUAGCUUGCUCAAUAUCCUCCUCCAUCUUUCAGUGGAAGUUCCAAUAAAAUUAGCUCUGCUGUUUAGGAGAUUAGCUCGGACAAACAUACAGACCGACAAGAAUUUUCAAAAAGAUUGUUUGUAUUUUAAUAACACAUUUGAAAAAAACACAGUUAUGUUUAAGUCACAGACAAACACUUCAAUUUUAUUUAAAUGUUUUGAUGCCUAUUGAUUUAAGACAAUGGCUGGCAAUGGCCAUUUGUCUUUUAGAGUAUCAGUUCUAAUUGUCAGAGCAAUAGAUACAUAUUAUGUAGAAAAAAUAGCUCGUGGCUGAUAUGUUCAAAAUUCAUUUAUUUCAAUUAGGCUCAGAUUACAAGUACUUUUGACUCGUCAGUUGACUAUUUGAAAAGAUUCUACCACGGUUCGGAAGGCAGGUUCUGCUGAGAAGACACCGGCAAGAAACUCAACAGUUGCUCUUUUUAAAAAAAACAUACAAUAUUAUAAUUUACAAUUGAUGACAACAUUACAAUGUCUUAUAGUUCUUCUUCCUGUGUGAAGGUGAAAGCUGGUCCAACGGCCUUUAAGCAUCUUUAUGAUUAAGGAACUCAUCAAUGGUGUAGUAACCUAGCUAUCACUUUUACCAACAACCAAACUCUAAAACUGUAUUUCAGACUGAAACAAAGAUAAGCUUGCUUGGCGGCUGAAUUUAGUUAAACUUUAAUUCUCCUCAUAAUACCUUUAUCUAGCUUCUACAAAAACCAAGAAAAAUAUGAUUUUUUAUGCUUUUGUAUUUAGAUCGCCCAGAAUCCUGGGUGGCAGAAUCUUAAAAAAGCAAGCCUUUGCGUUCACUUAAACGAUUAUAAGCCUAAUUUGUGUUUGCUUUCCGUCUUUUGUUCAGAUGAUUUACGACUCGUUCGCUGCGCUCGGCUAUUUACUUCCCAUUAUGCCUUGUUAUUUCGAAAAUUAAUACUCUCAAUUGUAACUUUUGCAAUUACUUUUUGAGUUACAAUGCGGAUGUUUGCUUUUCUUUUGACGUGAAUACGUCUUUGAAAUUGCUUCCAUCAUCCAUUGCGUCAAUCCAUAAAACGAAUCCCUGCGUGAUCGAAUCAGAAAUGAGGAGAUCCGCAGAAGAACCAAAGUCACCGACAUAGCUCAGCGAUUCGCGAAGCUGAAGUGGCAAUGGGCGGGGUACAUAGUUCGAAGAGCCGAUGGACGUUGGGGUCCCAAAGUGCUGGAAUGGCGACCCCGCACUAGUAAGCGCAGUGUUGGUCCCCCACCAGGUGGACUGACGACAUCAAGCGAGUCGCAGGGAUUCGCUGGAUGCAGGCGGCUCAGUAUCGUGAUGUUUGGAAGUCCCUACAAAAGGCCUAUGUCCUGCAGUGGACGUCCAUCGGCUGAUAUGAUGAUGAUGACCUUGCGGGAAUCGGCUUGUAUGGACUCUUCGCCGCUGCUGUGUAUGGAUAAUUAUGUGUGUUUAUUGUGUGUUUUGAAGUGUUGCUCACACACUUUCUCGCUAUCACUAAGAAGUGAUUUCUGCGGUAGCUCUUCGACUUCCCAGAAUUUCGAUAUUUGAUUGUCUAAUUGCUCGUCCGAUAACGCGGUAACAGCAAAAUUGCAAUUGUUUUGUUUUGUGCACCUACUCAAUUCUAUUGGUCCGGAAAUAAUCCAACCGAAUUGCGAGUUACAUAAAUAUGGCCUUCCGUCACCUAACGAUUUUAUAGUAGAACCCAUUAUCUCCCAGUACAGAUCCGCCCCUAUAAGCGCAUCAAUAGACACUCCGCUGUAAAAAUCCGAAAUAGUUGUUUCUUUCUCACCUUUGUAAUCCUGCAAAAUAGUUAAGAGAUCCUGUAGUCAGAAUCUCAUUGUGUAGAUUCAAUAAUUUACAUAAUUGGCGACCCCGCACUAGGUGGACUGACGACAUCAAGCGAGUCGAAGGGAUUCGCUGGAUGCAGGUGGCUCAGUAUCGUGAUGUUUGGAAGUCCCUACAAAAGGCCUAUGUCCUGCAGUGGACGUCCAUUGGCUGAUAUGAUGAUGAUGAUGGUAAAACGAAUGUAAUAAAAUCGGGGGAUGCAGUGUGUUCUCAGAGGAGACGCCCGUCCUCAUUCGCACGAGAGUUAAAAAAGCGAUAAUAUGUUAAAAACCCAGCGUUGGCUUUUUUAUCGUUCUUAAUUUAAUACAUGGUCUACUUCUAAUGACCUACUUCUAAUGAAUGAUUGGGAAUGCAUUUGUUGUAUUUGAACGCUUUUUCAACGUCCGUUAAAAAAACUCUGGUGUGAAUGGGGGCUUAAAGAGUUGUUCUAGGUUCGAUCCCCGGCUGGGCCGAUUGAGGUUUUCUUAAUUGGUCUAGGUCUGGCUGAUGGGUGGCUUCGGCCGUGGCUAGUUACCACCCUAACAGCAAAGACGUACCGCCAAGUUCCGGUACGAUGCCGUGUAGAAAUUGAAAGGAGUGUGGAUUUUCAUCCUCCUAACAAGUUAGUCCGCUACCAUCUUAGACUGCAUCAUCACUUACCAUCAGGUGAAAUUGUUGUCAAGGGCUAACUUGUAAAGAAAAAAAUAUAUCUUUUUCUAUAAUAUGACUAUUUCCUCUUAAGUUAUUAAAUUGUGUAAAAGAAUGGGAAGGCACGACUUUAGCCCACUAGGCAGAUCAGGAUUUUUUGUAUAGAAGUGUAAUAAUUCUGUAACUUCAAUUGUUUUCUAGUUUAUUAAGAAUCAUAAUGAAUUUUCUCGGCGAUUUUACAUCUCUUUUCCCAUUUUCCGCACAAUUGAACUCCAUUUUCAUUAUGCUUUGUUCAUUAACUGUUUCAGAUUAACGGUCAUGUUGUAAUUUAACGAUCUAUUCGAGAAGUCGACGUUUAAUUGCGUCGCAUUUACUUACUGAUUAGGAGGAAUUAUUUGAAACUAGCUGACGCCGCGCGGUUUUACCCGCUUGGUUCCCGUUCCCGUAGGAAUACAGAGAUAAUAUAUAGCCCAUAGCCGUCCUCGAUAAAUGGGCUACCUAACACUGAAAGAAUUUUUCAAAUCGCCCCAGUAGUUCCUGAGA